ACACAAAUAAAUCCCUAGAUCUAGUUUUGAUCGGUUCAUCUUCAUCGUCGGACUUAUAAUCUUGUCGUGCUCGGCUUUCAAAUUUUGGACUGCUCGGACACUCCCUGUCUUUGAAGACUCUCGUCUCGGUUUUUUUUUCUGAAAGUCUUUCAUGGCGGCGGAUCUUGAUGAUUGGCCUGUGUUGGAAGAGACUUCAUCUUCAUUUCAGCCGCCGCCACGGUCUCUCCCAAACCAGCCUGAGUUCUGGAACAGAGUAGAGGAAUCCACACGUGAAAUCAUAGAGCAUGUUCAUCCAACACUUGUGUCCGAGGAUCGAAGAAGAGAUGUUAUCGAUUAUAUGCAAAGACUCAUCAGAAUGACACUUGGAUGCGAGGUACAUUCUUUUGGAUCAGUGCCAUUGAAAACGUAUCUUCCUGAUGGAGAUAUUGAUCUCACUGCUUUUGGUGGACCGUGUCACGAGGAAGAUUUGGCACUCCAAGUUUUCACUGUACUUGAGAGAGAGGAACUUAAUCUUGGUGCACAGUUUAUGAUUAAGGAUGUGCAGUUAAUACGAGCUGAGGUUAAGCUUGUUAAAUGUCUGGUGCAGAACAUUGUGGUAGAUAUUUCUUUCAAUCAGCUCGGUGGGAUUUGCACUCUCUGCUUUCUCGAGAAGAUUGAUCACCUCAUUGGAAAGGACCAUCUCUUCAAGCGAAGUAUCAUACUCAUCAAAGCUUGGUGCUACUACGAGAGCCGUAUUCUCGGAGCUCUACAUGGGUUGAUUUCAACAUAUGCUCUAGAGACAUUGGUCUUAUACAUUUUCCAUCUCUUCCACUCAUCGUUGGAUGGCCCACUAGCAGUUUUAUACAAAUUUUUGGACUACUUCAGCAAGUUUGACUGGGAUAACUAUUGCAUUAGCCUGAAUGGUCCAGUCAACCUUUCCUCACUACCAGAAAUCGCUGCUGAGACUCCAGAAAAUGGCGGGCAAGAUCUACUGCUGACCAGUGAGUUCCUCAAGGAAUGUUUGGAGUUGUACUCUGUACCUUCAAGAGGAUUUGAGACAAACCCACGUGUGUUUCCAGUGAGGCAUCUCAAUAUUGUUGAUCCACUUAAGGAAAAUAACAAUCUUGGUCGCAGCGUUAGCAAAGGUAACUUCUAUCGCAUAAGAAGUGCAUUCACAUAUGGUGCACGGAAGCUAGGGCAAAUCUUUUUGCAGUCAGAAGAAGACAUAAGUUUUGAGCUUCGUAAGUUCUUCUCAAACAUGCUACACAGACAUGGAAGUGGCCAGAGGCCUGAUGUCCUUGAUGUUGUUCCCUACGUAAGGUUCAAUAGGUCGCAUGUUUCAACUCCCAACCAUUUCCAAGAUGGUCAAAUGGUUUAUGAGUCGGAGUCUUCUACUUCAUCUGGUGCCGCUGCUGGAAAUGGUAGACAUGACCAGGAAGACUUGUUGUAUGCAGGAGGAGCCAAUGUAUUAUUGAGUCCAGCUAGGCUUGAUGUAAGCGGAUUAGUUGUUGAAACAACCCCAUCUGUAGUAUCAGAGAGCCUCCAAAAGCUUGAAAUUUCCGAAGAUGCAAUGAAAUCUAUGGAAAGUGUCUCUCCUUUGAAUGGUAAACAUCAUGUUCUUCAUCAGAUCAGUAAUGGUGAAGUAUUAAAUGGAAAAGAGGUGGAGAAACUGCAACUUGUUGAUUCCAGAAGGGUGCAUAGUAAUGAAAAGAUGAACGACCAUGUUGGUCAUGAUGUACAUCACACCUCACGCAUGGAUCCAGUAGCUGUGAGACAAGAGGAUAUGCAUCUCCAACACUCUGGUCAUCGUUGUGUUCCGGACACCCCAAGUGUGUUGUCUGACCUCACAGGAGAUUAUGAGAAUCAGCUCAACAGCUUGCGGUAUGGCCGUUGGUGGUUUGAUUACGUCCAAAACGGUCCUCUGUCUCCACUAUCUCCCCAUGGAUGGGAAGUAGUUCGACACGCAUUGCCAUUUGGUCGGAAUGCUCCAGGACCAGGACCGGUAAACGUUAAUGGAGUUGUUCCAAGACAAGUUUUCUUUCAUAUGAACCCUCAGAUGAUUCCGAAUGCUAAUUUUGGUAUAGAGGAAUUGCCUAAGCCACGAGGAACUGGGACAUACUUUCCCAAUGCGAACUUUUACAGAGAUAGAGAUAGACCCUACUCCCCAAGAAGAAACUCACACCAAAAUAGGUCGCCACGUAACAAUGGCGGCCGUAACAUGGCACAUUUUCACUCAGAAAUGAACAACCGUGAGCAGCGAGACCAUCGUCGUCACCUUCAACAUCAACAUCAUCAUCCCAACCAAGCAAAUGGUUCUUGUGAUAUGAGUCAAGUUGAUUCAUUUGAAAGCUUCUCUGAUACCAAUGGGUCUGCAAAUCAUCAAUAUGACAAGGCUCCGGAUCCUUUUCAAGCUGAUCCACGCUCCCCUCCUGAGGGUAGUAGUCAGAGUGACCUGAGCGUUGAAGGUUCUUAUACUCAAUCUCAUCGCCGAACAUCUAUACCCUCCUCCUCCACUGAGGAAGAUCGGGUAACACCUACGCAGUCAUACUAUUUGGCGGAUGAUCACGAGUUUCCUCCCUUGUAGCUCUGAUCUGAUCUCGCAAACACACACACAUGGUCUUUAGAUCGUUAUAGGAACAAGUAUAGCUUUUCUAACUUGUUUUAUCUCCUACGCACUUUCCCACAGAAGAAAAAAAAAAGAAAAAUAUGGAACUGUUUGUUUUUUUUGGCUGUGUUUUUUCCUUUGUGUAUGUUAUUUUUGGCUGUUGCUGCUGUAGAAUUUAUCUAUGUAACUUUAUUAUCAAAGUCUCAAACUCUGUGGACAAAACCUUUGAAGAGCUUUGUAUUUUAUACGUAGACAGGUUUGUGAGUGUAUUAUAGGAUUUGUUUUUCCUAUAUAGUGUCAAUGUCACUGUUCUCUUGUCAUGACUAAUGUUGUUUCAUGUUGAUGCCUUCCGAGUUGCAUUAUUCUUCUCAGGGAUGAUAGAUAGAAUGUAUCAGAGUCUUGGGUGUAAACUUCG
Molecule: messenger RNA, 2999 nt
Organism: Eruca vesicaria subsp. sativa (arugula)
Lineage: Eukaryota; Viridiplantae; Streptophyta; Magnoliopsida; Brassicales; Brassicaceae
Source: the annotation of a GenBank genome assembly